GGCAGCUGGGGAACGAAGAUGACGGACGACUAUAAAGAGAAAUCACCUGUAAUACAGACAACUCAUGGAAAAGUUCGCGGCACGGUGUUGAAACCUUUAUACGAUGAACUAUUUUAUGCCUUCGAUGGCAUUCCAUAUGCAGUUCCACCGCUAGGAACUUUAAGAUUUAAGGAGCCCCAUGACAUAAAGCCCUGGUAUGGAAUCCGGGACUGCUCCAAGCCCCAGAGCAAGUGCCUCCAAGUGAGCAGCUACACAAAGCUGGUUGAAGGCUCCGAGGAUUGUCUGUACUUGAAUAUAUCUGUGAAAAAACUGAUUAGUGAAAAGCCUUUGCCUAUAAUGGUUUACAUUCACGGUGGAGGUUACAAGGGAGGCGACUCCUCUAGACGAGCUUGGGGUCCUGACUAUUUUAUGAAAGAGGAUGUCAUUUAUAUAAGCAUUGGACAUCGUCUGGGGCCCCUAGGUUUCCUAAGCUUUGCAGAUAGCUCCUUGGAGAUUCCUGGAAAUGCAGGCCUUAAGGACAUCGUUCUGGCUCUUCGUUGGAUUAAGGCCAAUGCAUCUCGCUUUAAUGGUGACCCUGAAAGGAUAACUCUUUUUGGACACAGCUCAGGUAGCAUGAUUGUGCACCUCCUUCUGGUCAGUCCUCAGACGGAAGGACUCUUCCACAAGGCAAUCCUUAUGGCUGGCUAUUCCAUGGAGCUCAACCGAUUGCCUAACAUGGAAUUCCGCCUGGCCAAGCAUUUGGGCUACGAGGGCGAGAACAUUAAUGGACAAGUGUUGGAUUAUCUAUCGAAAGCAGAUCCAAACCUUCUAGUAUCGGCUGAUUUUUUUACGGCGGCGGAGAAAUCAAAAGGAUUUUUUAUGCCUUUUGUACCCUGCGUGGAGAGUUAUGCAACCCAAAAUGCGGUUCUCCUUGGGGAACCCAUUGACCUGCAUCGUACUGCUUGGGGAAAUCGGAUUCCAAUUAUUCUGGGCGCCAAUAGUGGAGAGGGUCUGGGAGUUUUUAAUAAUCUGAAAAAGAAUCCAACUCAGCUUAAAGACUAUCAAAGCAGUCCAGAGCGUGUUCUGCCCUCCACACUACGAAAUCGUUGUGAUCCUGGCAAACGACGACAGUUGGCCCAGCAGUUGUUGUCCCACUUUUGUGAAGUCCAUGGCCACCAGCUAACAAUGGAGUAUCUUCAAAAUCUGGAUAGUCUGUUCACUCACAAUAUGGUCCACUCUAUGGACCGUGUGAUCCAAUCUAGGCUGGCUUACGGAAAGGGGCCUACAUAUCUGUACCGCUUCGAUUUCGACUCACCGGACUUUAAUUUCUACCGUAUUCGAUACGGGGGAAAGGAGGUACGAGGUGUUGGCCAUGUGGACGAGCUGGGGUACAUCUUCGUUAUCCCAGCCACAUUUAAACUGGAUCAGUCACGCCCGGAGUUUACCGCCAUUCGUCGUAUGGUGGCUAUGUGGGUUUCAUUUGCUGCUACCUCUGAUCCAAAUGCGGACAUAACCAAGCCUCUGGUACAGUGGACACCAGUUACUCGAUUCGGGACUCGGAUGCUGCUCAAUAUUAGCGAGGAUUUAAAGUUUAUUCCGCAACCAGAGUAUUCACAACUUAAGUUCUAUGAGCGCUUGUUCGUGCAAGCUGAAGUGCCUUUAUUUUAGCCAUUUUUGGUGUGGAUCGAUUUUAUGCAACUCACGAAAAGCAAAAAUAAUGUUUUUUAUGAACGAUAAGAUAGUGACGAUAAUUUAAAAAACCAAACAAAAGUGAAAACAAGAUUACCCACCAGCAAACUGUUUUAAUCUCUUUUUCCAUUAAGAUUACAUCUCCUUAUCUAUGAAAUUAAUUUUUUUUU
Molecule: messenger RNA, 1838 nt
Organism: Drosophila bipectinata
Lineage: Eukaryota; Metazoa; Arthropoda; Insecta; Diptera; Drosophilidae
Product: esterase B1-like
Molecular function (GO): serine hydrolase activity
Source: RefSeq, a predicted model, not a curated record